This is a messenger RNA of Stegostoma tigrinum, 3615 nucleotides long. Its product is annotated as NEDD8 ultimate buster 1-like. Gene Ontology annotation, biological process: regulation of ubiquitin-dependent protein catabolic process. The record is from RefSeq and is a predicted model, not a curated record. The transcript is spliced from 13 exons. The coding region runs from base 129 to 1532 and encodes 467 amino acids. Gene Ontology annotation, molecular function: protein binding. Lineage: Eukaryota; Metazoa; Chordata; Chondrichthyes; Orectolobiformes; Stegostomatidae.
GGUAUUGCAUUUAUGCCAAAGCAAACAGCUCAAGAAGCUAUGGCAGAAAGGAGGCAAAUUGUGAACCAGCAAGAGCAGGACACCAGUCAUGCAGUGGACAGUGGUGGGAGAGCAAGCCAAGAAGAAGAAUGCAGCAGCUCUGGAAAUUUACUCAUCUGGAUUUCAUUACCAAAGUCAGGCCAGGAAAAAGUAAGAAAAAUACGGAUCAUCUUUCCUCCAAAUGCCACAGAAUCUCAAGGGAGUUACCAAAUAUUGGAGUCAAAAAUAUGGAACUAAUAUAUCGAGGGAAGCGUCUGGAUAAGUCGAAAAGCCUGGCUCAACAAAAUCUAAAGAACAAAGGAACGGUUAUGGUCAGGCAGAUAAAUGAGGUUGAACGAGAAGAGACAUCAGAUCUGUCCAGAAUUAAAAAGGGAGCAGAAGCUUUGGCAAAACAAGGUGGAGAUUUUGAAGACCAUCACUUAAAACUAGUAAACCACAAAGGGGAAAUUAUUGAAGUUCCUGAAGAGAAACGAGUGAAAAUUCUGACAGCCUUGAUCCUGCAUGAAGUUGGCAGAUCUGAAUUGAAGAAAGAGAAUUACGAACAAGCGCUUAAGUAUUUAACAUUGGCAGAACUUGAAUUCAGCGAAUGUGAUGAGGUGCAUCUCAAGAGCAUUGACAACUAUGGAGUGCUGUGUCUAGAUAUGGUCUGGUGUAAUCUUCAGCUGCAGAAAAUUGAAUACCUUAAAGAUGCACGAGAAAAGUUAGAAAAUGCUCAGGCGUACUUCAACGAGUGCUUUGGAGAAAAUCAGGAACGACUCCGGAGACUUGAGGAUGACAGUGGGAGACAUCAGAUACUGUUCCUUCAGCUCUACGUGCUCUGGGGUGUGUGGUUUUAUUACAAGCAGAUGGAGAAAGAUGCUUUGAAAAACCUAGACCAGGCAGAAGAGCUACUAAAUAAGUUGAGAUUGAAUGAUUCAGAUGUGACUGACCUUGUAAAUCAGGGAUUCACCACCCGGGAAGCUCGACUUGCCUUGCGGGCCACUAUGGGCGACAUUGAAGAAGCCAAGGUGCACAUUAAUAAAAGAAGGGAGCAGAGAGCUCAGCAGCAAAGGAGAGAGGCAGAUGAAAGAAGGCAGCGCCUCAGCACACAGGCCACAGGGAGCAAUACAGAUGCGCCUGAGGAGAACGGGAGGUCUGAUCAGGGAAACCAGAAUUCACUCCUGAACGCAAAUCCCCCGCUGACCGCAGAUACAGUAACAUCGCUAACUUCUGAUGAAAACUCAUCUUCAGCCUCACCAGACCCUUCCUCACCAUCUACAGGUGCCCAAGGCAGCUCUGAGGAUGAUGAUGUUCUUCAAGAAAUCCUGGCAUUACUACCUAAGGAUAAUGACGACUACAUCAAUGUGACCUUGGAGGAAGAGGAAGCUGUCAUCCUUGAGUAUAAGGCCAAACUCAUUAAACAAAGCAAGCUAGAGGAAGCGGCCCCAUCUACCCCAAAGAAGGGAAAGACUGAGCCAGAGGUUGAUGCUCCCCCACGAGAUACCGAGAUCUGAACCUGACCCACAGCAGUUUCUGAUGAGCAGCAUUCCCCUAUUUCCCAUCUAUGUGCAGAAGCGUGAACAUGCACAGCUAAAUAUAACUUGUGCACAGCCUGCUUGUCCCCUGCUCUGAAAAAUUCCAAUUGCUGUGUGUCACUGAGCCGAGAGAUAACAUUGCUGAUGACCAGCCAACAUGUAUGAGUCCAAACCUCAUUUAGACGUCACCACAAACUUACAAAUAUGGCCCCACUGAUAAUCUAGACAAACUGCAAAAGUGACAAAAGGCUGUACACACACCCAUACUAUCACCUUCACCUCAUUUCACCAUCACUCCAUUACUUAGCACACCCUAUUUUCUCAGGAACACAUGACCCUCAUGAUUUUACUUCCCAAACUCUUAUCUGCUGGUGAAAUUUGCUAAUAAUGUAGCUAUUCUGUAAGUUUAUUCACACCUCCUUGUGAUUAUUGCAAAUUCUCCUCAGGUUCCACCACUUGGUGUCUUUCACUAGUUUGGAACUUCAUGAGAUUCUCUUCCUAACAGCAUUGUCUGUGCUGACAGCAGAUGGACUCCAAACAGCGGCUACCAUCACCACAGCCAGCUGAAGAGUGUAAGACAAAAAUGAACCUCCUCUGGCAUGGCACGGUGUGUCAGUGGUUCGCACUGCUGCCUGACAGUUUGAUUCCUCCCUCGGGCGAUAGUCUGUGUCCAGUUUGCACAUUCUCCCUGUGUCUGUAUGGGUUUCCUCCAGGUGCUCCGGUUUCCUCUCAACGUUCAAAGAUAAGAAGGUUAGUUGAAUUGGUCAUGCUAAAUUGCCCCAUGGUGUCCAGGGAUGUGCAGACUUGGUGGAUUAGUCAUGGGGAAGGCGGGAUUACAAGGAUAGGAUGGGGGUGUGGGUCUGGGUGUUUGCUCUUCAGAGAGUCAGUGUAGAUUUGAUGGACUGAAAAGCCUGAUGCUGCACUAUAGGGAUUCGCUGAUUCUGGUUUACCAUUGUCACUCUAGUUGGCUUCACAUCACCAACAGUUUUGCCAUUUAAUAUCUCCCAUCUUCAGCCUUAUCAAAGACCUUCCCAUUAUACCUUUUCACCAUCCUCACCCUUUCAUACGCUUCAAAUUGAUUUCAUUUCUAGCUUUUUCCCAGGACUGAUGUCAUCAAUGACGAGCCUGUUUCUCUCUGCAGAGAUGCAGGCUGCCUAAGCGUUUCCAGCAUUUCCACGAUUUUAUUUCCAAUCUCCAGCAUCAGCAUUAUUUUAUUUACUUUUCUAUUAGUGACAUUUUAUUAAUGCCAUUUGGACUUCCAUACCCUGCAAUACCCUUAUCAACAUGGUCUCUCACCUCAGCAGAAAAACAUUCAAGUUAGUUAGACAUGACCCAACAAUCCCUUCAGGUUUUUAUUAAUUAAUCCACCCUAGUCCUAGAUUAUCAUCUUGCCCCUCCCCACCACCAAGACUAAAUUAGCCCGUAUUUGCUGGGUUUAUUGUUACACACGUGUUAGAAUAAGGGUGUAACAUUUGCAAUUCUGUACUUUUCUGGCACCAUUCUGAUAUCAAAGGAAAUUUGGAAGAUUACAGCCAAUUCCUCCUUAAUUUUCCUCACGGCUCACUCUAAUUUCCAAAUAUCAAGUCACCUUGGACUGUUGGCUCUCUCCCUCUCUCACACACACACACACACACACACACACACACACACACACACACACUUGCACACACACUCGCAUGCACACACACACGCAAACAUGCACAUGAUAAGAAACACACAGAUGCUUACAGGCUAACACAGGAUCAGAAGCACAUAUAUUCACAAACGCACAUUUAAUUAAAAAAAGCGCAUUCACAGACACACAUAAAUUCACAAAUACGCAUGUUCACAAAUGCACACACUCGUAGACACACUUGCAAACACAGACUCUCAAAUAUGCUCACAAACACACAUGCACUCAGACAAAUAUGCUCACACGUAAACACACACGUGCACACAAACACUCACAAGCACACAAAUUUUCACAGACACACGCCUACUCACAAACACACACACAAAUGUGCACCCAUACAUAAACCCUACCAUGCACACACAUACCACACACACACACGCACGCAAUCUU